This is a messenger RNA of Leptonychotes weddellii (Weddell seal), 1816 nucleotides long. The record is from RefSeq and is a predicted model, not a curated record. NCBI's taxonomy places the organism in Eukaryota, Metazoa, Chordata, Mammalia, Carnivora, Phocidae.
UUGGGAGGUUGGGACGCUCUUGCUGUCCCAGAGUGGAGUAGACGGUCUGGGAGUGUUUCGAGGAGAAGGGGAGGACAGACGGGAGGCGUGUUCCCCUGGAGUUUUCUUUUUCUGCGAGCCUUCGCGCGCGCGCGUACAGUCAUCCCUUUGGUCUGGCGAUUGCAGGCAGGAGGUGGAGAGGCUCCGUCCCACCCGGUGGCCAGAGGCUGCAGGCUCGGGAAGACCUCCCGGGAGAAGCCGUGCCCAGGAAGCUUUCUGAAGCGGAGGCAGCUGCGCCUCCCGGGCCGCCGCGGCGCGGGAGCUGGGCGACGUCCACCACCCACCCUCGCCGGCUCCGCUUCCUCCCGCCCGGGUGCGCGCAGCUGUCUGAGCCCGCCAAGCUCCACGGUGAAAAAAAAAAAAAAAAAGUGAGGGUAUAAAGGCAACACAAUAAGAGACACUUCCUCAAAUUUGCAUCGCGAUGGAAACCUUUUGCCUCAAGGUGGCGUUUUGGGUAGCGCUGGUUGGAUGUGUAAUCAGUGAUCAUCCUGAGAGCUACAACACAAACGUAAGCACUCCAGUGGAUGACUUCACCGUUUUUCAUGGGACGGAACUCAACUUCCUGGUUACCACUCAUCGACCCACUAAUUUAGCCCUACCUAGCAAUGGUUCAAUGCACAAGUAUUGCCCGCAGCAGACUAAGAUUACUUCAGCUUUCAAAUACAUUAACACUGUGAUAUCUUGUACUAUUUUCAUCGUGGGAAUGGUGGGGAAUGCAACUCUGCUCAGGAUCAUUUACCAGAACAAGUGUAUGAGGAAUGGCCCCAACGCGCUGAUAGCCAGCCUUGCCCUUGGAGACCUUAUCUAUGUGGUCAUUGAUCUCCCUAUCAAUGUGUUUAAGCUUCUGGCCGGACGCUGGCCUUUUGAUCACAAUGACUUUGGCGUAUUUCUUUGCAAGCUGUUCCCCUUUUUGCAAAAGUCCUCGGUGGGGAUCACCGUCCUCAAUCUCUGCGCUCUCAGUGUUGACAGGUACAGAGCAGUUGCCUCCUGGAGUCGAGUCCAGGGAAUUGGGAUUCCCUUGAUCACUGCCAUUGAGAUAGUCUCCAUCUGGAUCCUUUCUUUUAUCCUGGCCAUCCCUGAAGCUAUUGGCUUCGUCAUGGUGCCCUUUGAGUACAAGGGUGAACAGCACAAAACCUGUAUGCUCAAUGCCACGUCAAAAUUCAUGGAGGUAUGGAGAGUAUAAAGGAAAUUAACUGGGGGGAAGGGGAGGUCUUCAUUUAUACUUUACCAUCACCAAGACUUGAUGGUAGUCUCUACAAUGUAGUCUCUACAAUGCCCAGCGUGGUUUACUCCGUCAGUUCACUCAUAUACUUUUCAGUUGCAUGAAAAGUACAUGUUACAGGAGGGUUUCGCUUCUUGAACAGAAUAACUAUUUUGUUUUCACUCUUAUAGCACAAUUGUAGACACGACUGUUGUUCUGCACCAAACAACUCAGAAUCUGAAACAAACUUACUCAGUGUUCAAUUCAGUAGCACAUAUACUGAAGCAAACUGAGAAAAAAAGACAGAUGUGCUAUUUGUUUUUAUAAUAAGUAAUACAGCACAACAAUUUCCAUCUGACAGGCAUGCUGAUAGGUAUUUUAUGUUACUUGGGCAAAUGCACAUUGCUCACAUUUUUUAAAAGAUAGAUUUAUUAACUUAAAGUAGGAAGCCAUACUUGCCUGUACUUAUAUUUGUACAAAUUCUGCAUGUAAAAUACAAAUAAUAUAAAUUUGCAGAACUUCUUAAAAAGUGUUUUAGUUUGGGGCGCCUGGGUGGCUCAACUGGUUAAGCGACUG